Molecule: messenger RNA, 1347 nt
Organism: Stylonychia lemnae
Lineage: Eukaryota; Ciliophora; Spirotrichea; Sporadotrichida; Oxytrichidae
Source: the annotation of a GenBank genome assembly
AUGUCAAAUCAAGAGAAGAUCGUUGGAUUAAGACUAUACAUGAUUAUGUUGGCUAUGCUUUUAACAGGUACAGCAAACACAAUCCUGAUGAAAAUGCAGAACCUUACAAUUGUUGGAGGGGACAAUUUUAACCAUCCCUUUGUUCAAUGCGCAAUCAUGUUUGUGGGAGAAUUUUUAUGUCUCGGCAUCUAUGGGAUCAAAAUUCUUUUUAUGAAAUAUUAGGCUAGCUAAAAAAGUGGAAGCAUUGAACCUCAAUCACCUGGAACUAAAGCUGCAAAUAUUAUUCAUCUUAAGACAAAUAUUAAUCCAUUGUGGCUUGCAAUCCCUGCUGCAUUUGAUAUUAUUGCCUCUACACUGAUGAAUAUUGCUCUGACAAUGGUUGCUGCCUCUGUAUAUUAAAUGCUAAGAGGAAUGAUUAUUAUAGUCACUGCUGCUAUGUCUAUUAUCUUCCUUAAGAGAAAGCUAUACAGGCAUCAUUGGUCAUCGAUUGGUUGCAUCUUUUUCGGAGUAUUUUUAGUUGGUUUAGCUGCCGUAUUAAGCUCAGGAAGUGAUGGCUAGUCAACUAAUGUCUGGGGUCUACUAAUUCUUAUUAUCGCUCAACUUUUCGCUGGUGGAUUAUUCAUCGUUGAAGAAAAACUACUUGGAGACUAUUAUCUUGACCCAUUGAAAGUAGUAGGAUUAGAAGGAAUGUGGGGAAUGAUCUUCUAUGCUAUACUAUUACCAAUUUUCCAGCAAAUUAAAUGUUCCGGAUAGCUCUGUCCUUAUGGUGUACUUGAGGAUACUACAAGAGCUUUCUAAGAUUUCGGGGAUGAUCAUGUCUUAAUUAUUCUCAGUGUUGGAAUUUGCUGUUCAAUUGCAGGUUUCAAUUCUUUUGGAGUUGCAGUAACUAAAAAUGCAUCAGCUGCUUAGAGAUCCACCAUCGAUACAUCAAGAACAGUAUUGAUCUGGAUUUUCUUCUUGGCAAUCCCAAUCUAUGGAACAUAUUAAGAGCACUUCAAGUGGUUACAAUUAGUAGGAUUCAUCUUUUUAGUCUUUGGAACUCUAGUUUACAACGAGAUCCUUGUUUUGCCAGUUCUAGGCUUUGACCAGUAUACCAGAGAAGCUUUGGCAAAGAAAUCUCAUGCCAAUACUGACAAUAAAGGCCUACUUGACCUUAAUAAUAAUUCUGAUAACACUCCCUCAACUAAUGAUAUGGACUAUGCUGCAACAUCACCUCAUGCAGCAUAUGACGCAAACAGACUUAAGAGAAAUAUUCAGAAUCACAUGGAGGAUUUGAUUAAUAAGACUGGGGGUGGAGAUGAAGUCAAUAUGUCUAUAGAGGAAAAGAAUGAGAAAAAUGUUUUCUGA